GACCGAGUUCCACAAAAACGAUUGAAUAAACCUGUUGCUCCAUUUAAACAAUAGACGAUCUUUGACUCGACGUUGCCUUCACGGCUUCGUCCCAAAAUUAGGCAUAACGACUAUCCAUUCAUCCCGAAACCAUCAAAGAAAUUGAGCACAACGUAUGCAGUUUUUCGUCAUAAAGCGCCUUCGCCAUCCUCGAUUCGAAUUGCGGGACAACGUUGAACUUUUUCCGAACAAAGAGCAAAAAAAAAUCCAUUUAUUUAGCUAUAGUCGCGAAAAUUCCAAGUUUUGGAAAGCAACACGUGAACGCAGCCGGCCGACCCACUCCGGUGAGGAUCCGAAAGGAAAGUUCAGACCUACUCGAGCUUUCCCGGAGGGAGCACCGCCGGCCCGGUUAGCCAGCCCUGCGUGCCCCCGGCUCUACAGCCAACAUGCCCACCACGGAGAAGGACCUGGCGGCGGACGCGCCGUGGAAGAAAAUCCAGCAGAACACCUUCACGCGCUGGAUCAACGAGCACCUCAAGUGCGUCAAUAAGCGGAUCGUGGACCUGCAGCUGGACCUGGGCGACGGCCUGCGGCUCAUCGCCCUUCUGGAGGUCCUCAGCCACCAGAAGAUGCACCGCCGUUUCCACCCCAGGCCCAACUUCAGGCAGAUGAAGUUGGAGAACGUCUCGGUGGCGUUGGAGUUCCUGGACAACGAGAACAUUAGGCUCGUUUCCAUCGAUUCCAAAGCCAUCGUGGACGGGAACCUGAAGCUGAUCCUGGGUCUGGUCUGGACCCUCAUCUUGCACUACUCCAUAUCCAUGCCCAUGUUGGAGGGUGGCGACGAAGAGACCGAGUCCAAGACACCCAAGCAGCGUCUGCUGGGCUGGAUCCAGAACAAGGUCCCCGACAUGCCCAUCACCAACUUCAGCCAAGACUGGAGGACCGGGAAAGCGCUGGGGGCGCUCGUUGACGGAUGUGCGCCAGGCCUGUGUCCCGACUGGGAGACGUGGGAUCCAGUGAAGCCGGUGGAGAACGCCACAGAAGCCAUGCAAUUGGCCGACGAUUGGCUGGGCAUCCCUCAGGUGAUCACCCCAGAGGAAAUCAUCGACCCUCAGGUGGACGAAAUGUCGGUGAUGACGUACUUAUCUCAGUUCCCGAAAGCCAAACUCAAGCCCGGAGCGCCACUCAAGCCCAAACUCAACCCCAAGAAGGCCCGAGCCUACGGACCCGGUAUCGAACCGACGGGCAACCGGGUGCGCCGUCCCGCCAACUUCACGGUAGACACGUUCAGCGCCGGCCAGGGUCAGGUGACCGUCUAUCUAGACCAACCGGACGGCACUAGACAAGAGCUGAAGGUCGAGCCCAACGACGCGAAAAAGACGUACGCCGUCUCGUACGUGCCUCAAGUAGUGGGAACCCACAAGGUGACGGUGUUGUUUGCGGGCCAGCCCAUCCCGAAGAGUCCCUUCGAGGUGGGCGUGGACAAAGCGGUGGCCGACGCCUCCAAGGUGACGGUCAAAGGGCCGGGAAUCGAACCCGUGGGCGUGGUCGCUAACAAGCCCGCCUACUUUGACAUCUACACAGCAGGAGCCGGAAACGGAGACGUGACGGUGGUGAUCAGAGACCCGCAGGGCCGAGACAACUGCGUGGAGGCCAUGAUGGAGGACAAGGGCGACGGCGUCUUCCGAUGCACUUACAGGCCCACGCAGGCUGGGCCACACUCGCUCGUCGUCACCUUCGGGGGCGCUGCUGUACCCAAGAGCCCCUUCGCCGUAGAGGUGGCGCAAGCGUGCUUGCCAGGUGCGUGCAGAGUAGCGGGUCGAGGUCUGCAGGCGACGGGUAUGAGGGUGCAACAAGUGGGCGACUUCAAGGUGGACACCAGAAACGCCGGCACCGGAGAACUGAAGGUUGUCGUCAAAGACCCCAAGGGUAAUGAGGCCAGCGUGAAGCAGGUUUCCAGUCAGGACAAAGUGCACGCGUUCGAGUAUUAUCCACUCAGCCCUGGCAAAUACACUAUCUCCAUCACCUGGGCCGGGCAGCAUAUCCCCAAGAGUCCUUUUGAAGUGGUCGUGGGUCCGGAGCCGGAACCUCAGCAGAUCCGGGCGUGGGGUCCCGGGCUGGAAGGGGGCAUCGUGGCUAAACCUGCCGUCUUUGUAGUGGAGUCUGUGGGCAGCGACGUCGGAGUCCUCGGCUUUGCCAUCGAGGGUCCGUCCCAGGCCAAGAUCGAGUGCGAGGACCAGAACGACGGCUCCUGCGACGUCCGCUACUGGCCCACCGAACCCGGAGAGUACGCCGUCCACGUCACCUGCGACGACGACGACAUCGAGCACAGCCCCUUCAUGGCCUACAUCCAGCCGGACCGACACAGCAACCACCCAGACAAGGUUCAAGCAUUCGGGCCCGGGCUGGAGAUGAACGGCUGUCUGGUCAACCAGCCUACAGAGUUCACUGUCAAUGCUAAGGAUGCUGGGAACGGACCACUCAGGAUCAUGGCGCAGGACGCUGAGGGUCUCCCCAUGGACGUGAAGGUGCGCAGCAAAGGCGAGGGGCAGUACUUGUGCUCCUACACGCCCACCUCGGCUCAAAAGCACACCCUGGCCGUGGCCUGGGGAGGAGUCAACAUCCCCGGGAGCCCUUACAGGGUAAACAUUGGUAAAGGCAGCCAUCCGAACCAAGUUGUAGUUUCCGGUCCAGGAGUGGAGAAGACUGGACCCAAAGCUCACGAGCCCACGCAUUUCACCAUCGACUGUUCCGGAGCAGGAGAUGGCGACGUUAGCGUGGGCAUCAAGUGUCACGGCACCUUGGUGGGAGACCGCGAAGCCGACGUGGAUUUUGACAUCAUCCCCAACGCCAACGACACCUUUACUGUCAAGUACAUACCGCCUGCCGCGGGGCAGCUCACCGUCAAAGUCCUCUUCACUGACAAGGAAGUUCCGCACAGUCCUUUCCUGGUAAAUGUAGACCCCUCCCACGACGCGGGAAAAGUCAAAGCCGAGGGUCCCGGAUUGGCCCCCACGGGAGUGGAGAGCGGAAUACCGACUCACUUCACGGUCCUUACCAAAGGAGCGGGGAAGGCGCCACUGGAUGUUACAUUCUCAUCUCCUGUCAAAAAUUUCGACAUCAUCGACAACUACGAUUAUUCGCACACCAUCAAGUACACGCCGGUCAUCCCGGGCCCAAUCAGCAUCGCGGUGACGUUCGGCGACGAUCCUAUUGCAAAGAGCCCUUUCACAGUGGCUGUGGCCGAACCCCUCAACCUCAAUAAAGUGGGCGUGGACAACUUGGAUGGACGUGUGGAGGUGGGACAAGAGCAACUCUUCGUGAUUGACACUAAGGGAGCGGGUGGCCAAGGACGCCUGGAGGUUGAGGUGCUGAGUCCCACCCAGCGUUCAGUGCCGUGCAAUAUGGAGACACAACCUGGAAAAGCCCAGGUGCGCUACACUCCCACGGAAGAGGGGGUCUACACUGUCAACGUGUCCUACGAUGGAUACCCCAUCCCUGGAAGCCCCUUUCCCGUGGAGGGCCUGCUGCCGCCGGAUCCCAGCAAGGUGAAGGCUCACGGUCCGGGUCUGGAGGGAGGUUUGGUGGGGCAGCAAGCCGAGUUCACCAUCGACACCAAAGGGGCCGGCACGGGCGGUUUGGGUCUGACGGUGGAGGGACCCACCGAGGCCAAGAUCGAAUGCUCGGAUAACGGGGACGGCACUUGUUCCGUGUCCUACCUGCCCACGGAACCCGGAGAGUACCUGGUUAACAUUCAGUUCGAGGAAGUACACAUCCCGGGCUCGCCAUUCCGAGCCGACAUUCACAUGCCUUUGGAUCCUAGCAAGGUGGUGGCAACUGGGGCGGGCUUGACCAAGGCCAAGGUAGGGGAAGCGAGCGUGCUCGAUGUGAACUGUUCUCGCGCUGGACAAGGUCAGCUCACUCUGGAGGCCAUUCCAGACCCGUCUUCUGCAUCUGCACCUGCAGGUGUGAAAGCAAAGACGGACGUGGUGGACAACAAAGACGGCACGUACACGAUCACCUACGUUCCCCUGACGCCGGGUACGUACACGCUGAUGCUUAAGUACGGAGGCAAGACCGUCCCUGGUUUCCCCGCCAAGGUGACGGCAGUCCCGGCCGUUGACGUCUCCAAAAUCAAAGUGUCCGGACAAGGCGUGAACAGACAAGGCGUUUUUAGAGAAGCCACCACUUCGUUCGUAGUGGACGCUCGUCCCUUAGGCCGGCAGGGUGGAAACCGCGUGGACGCGGAAGUCAGGAACCCCUCCGGGGAGUUGACGGACUGCCUGGUCAAGGACCAGAAGGACGGGACCUACAACGUUGAAUACACGCCUUACGAGAACGGCGAGCACAGCGUUCAGGUUCUCUACGAAGACACGCCGGUUCUGAAAAGCCCGGCCAGGGUUUUCGUGUCCGACGGCUGCGACCCCAGCAGGGUGGUGGCCACGGGGCCAGGGCUGCAGAAGGGCCUGACCCUUAAGACCAACUCCUUUGACAUAAUUACCAGGGGGGCGGGCACCGGCGGCCUGGGCAUCACGGUGGAGGGUCCGUCCGAGUCCAAGAUGGCGUGCAAAGACAACAAAGACGGCAGCUGCAGCGUGGACUACGUUCCCUUCACGCCGGGAGUCUACGACAUCAACAUAAUCUACGGAGGGGAGCACAUUGCCGGAAGUCCUUUCAAGGUCCCUGUAGAGGACGUUAUUGACCCCAGUAUGGUGAAAGUGUCCGGCCCGGGUCUGUCCACGGGCGUCCGGGCUCACAUCCCGCAAGUGUUCACGGUGGACUGCGCUAAGGCGGGCUCGGCACCGCUGGCCGUCACCGUCAAGGGCCCCAAAGGAUUGUCGGAACACGUGGACGUGUCGGACAAUGGCGAUGGCACCCACACAGUUACCUACACGCCCUCCGUGGAGGGACUCCACUCCGUUGCCGUACAGUACGGACAACAGGACAUCCCUAAAAGCCCGUUCCACGUUCGGGUACUCCCUACUCACGAUGCCAGUAAAGUACGAGCAAGCGGACCUGGACUGACCAGAGAGGUUCUGGCUAGCUUCCCCGUGGAAUUCAACAUUGAUGCAAAGCAAGCGGGACAGGGACAACUGAGCGUGCUCAUCACAGACCAGGACGGCAAACCCAAGCUGCCCACCAUCCAGGACAACGGCGACGACACGUACAAGGUGUCUUACAUACCCGACCGCGCCGGCCGCUACACUAUCGUCAUCAAGUACGGUGGCGACGACAUCCUGGACUCGCCUUACCGAGUCCAGGCCACGGCGACGGGAGACGCUAGCAAGUGCAUGACAACUGGGCCCAAAGUUGGUGCCGGAGGGGGCCCUGACCAGGAGCUGUUCCUCCCGGUUAACGCCAAGAGUGCGGGCAAAGGCAAGGUGAACUGCGUGGUGGUGCAGCCCAACGGCAGCGAGGUGGACGCCGAGGUGACCGACAACGACGACGGAACCUUCGACGUUUUCUGCACCCUCCCGGAGCCUGGCGAUUACGUGGUUUUCGUCCGUUUCGGGGGCGAGAACAUUCCCGGAAGUCCCUUCAAGGUUACGGUGAGCAACGAGACACAGAUCCUGCAAGAACAACAAGCGUCAAUCCACGAACAGACUGCACCACCAGGAGUCGGCUUUCAAGUCUGGUCCACAUCUGAAGACUACAGCGCCAGCGUCAACGGUAGCGGCUUCAGACCCUUCCACAUGCUCAUACCGUUUUCCUUCAAGAGGGGGCAAGUCACAGGCGACGUUCUGAUGCCUUCAGGGAAGUCUGCUCAACCGCUGAUCACGGACAACCUGGACGGGACGGUGACAGUCCAGUACUCCCCAACUGAGGCUGGCCUGCACGAGAUGCACAUUAAAUACAACGGGGCACACAUUCCUGAGUCGCCUCUCCAGUUCUACGUGAACCGCUCCGCUAGCCCCAGCGUGACGGCUUACGGUGCGGGUCUCAGCUACGGCGUAGCCAACAAGACGGCGGCCUUCACUGUCAACACGGAGGACGCGGUUGAAGGUGGCCUGGACUUAGCCAUCGAGGGUCCAUCCAAAGCGGAGAUCAGCUGCGUGGACAACAAGGACGGCACGUGUAGCGUCAGCUACCUCCCCACACUGCCGGGAGAUUACAACAUCCUGGUCAAGUACAAUGACAAGCACAUCGCCGGCAGCCCCUUCACCGCGAGGAUCACUGAGGACAAACAACGUCGUUCUCAGGUGAAACUGGGCUCGGCGGCCGACUUCUUCCUGAACAUCAACGAGACGGACCUGAGUCUCCUGCACGCCAGCAUCGCGGCGCCGUCCGGCCGCGAGGAGCCCUGCCUACUCAAGAGGAUGUCCAACAACCACGUGGGCGUCUCCUUCAUCCCCCGCGAGGUCGGCGAGCACUGGGUCAGCAUCACCAAGAACGAACGCCACGUGGCCAACAGCCCCAUCGCCAUCACCAUCAUCCAGUCCGAGAUCGGCGACGCCACCCGCGUCAGGGCGCACGGUGACGGCUUGGUGCGGGGGACCACUUUUUCCGAAGCCAGCUUCGUGGUGGAUACGCGCGAGGCCGGUUACGGCGGGCUGGCGCUGGCUGUGGAAGGUCCCAGUAAGGUGGACAUCCAAACGGAGGACGUGGAGGACGGGACCUGCCGCGUCGCGUACUGUCCCACCGAGCCCGGAAAUUACAUCGUCUCUAUUCGAUUCUCGGAAAAGCACAUCACAGGAAGUCCAUUCACGGUGCAGGUGACGGGAGAGGGCCGCAUCCGGGAGAGCAUCACGCGCAAACAGAGGGCGGCGCCUGUCGCGGGCGUCGGCAGCCUGUGCGACCUCAGCCUCAAGAUACCAGCCCUGGACAUGCGCGACGUCACGGCCGAGGUCACGUGUCCGUCGGGCGCAACUCAAUCCGCCCAACUGGUGGCCGCGGGCGACGACACCUACUGCGUGCAGUUCGUGCCCACCGAGGUGGGCGUGCACAGGGUGAGCGUCAGGUACCGCGGCGCCCACGUGCCGGGAAGUCCCUUCCAGUUUACCGUGGGACCGCUGGGUGAGGGCGGCGCCGCCAAGGUCAAAGCCGGAGGCCCCGGAUUGGAGAGAGCGCUGGUCGGAGAACCGGCCGAGUUCAGUAUCUGGACCAGAGAGGCCGGCGCCGGGGGUCUGUCCGUGGCGGUGGAGGGUCCCAGCAGGGCCGAGAUCUCCUUUGACGACCGCAAAGACGGAUCCUGCGGCGUCUCUUACGUUGCGCAAGAGCCUGGCGACUACGAGAUCGCCGUCAAAUUCAACGACCAGCACAUCCCGGAUAGCCCUUACUUGGUCCCCGUGGCGUUCCGCAGCAACAAUGCCCAUUGCCUAAACAUCACCGGACUUCAAAAGUCUGGUCUGAAAGUGAAUCAGCCCACGUCCUUCACCAUAUCGAUGGAAGGAGCCCCGGGGAAACCGGAGGCCAAGGUCACCGGCCCCUUUGGUGUUGAAGAGGAAUGCACCGUCACACACAUGGAAAAAGACAAGUACUCGAUCCGCUUCGUCCCCCGGGAGCGCGGACUCCACACGGUGGACGUCAAGGCGGGCCCUCACGGCCGUACCGCUUCCUUCACCGUUAAUGUGGGGGCGCUGGAGCACGCCGCGGGAGAAGGCGGGCAGGUCUCCGUAUACGGCGCUGGACUGGAGAGAGGCACCACAGGCGUCCAGUCUGAAUUCUUCAUCACCAACGUGUCGUCGGGCCGCGUGGCAGUAACGGUGGAGGGUCCGUCCAAGGUCCAGAUGGAGUGCCUGGAGGUGGAGGAGGGCUACAAGGUGCUCUACACGCCCAUGGCGCCUGGGAGCUACGUGGUCUCCAUCAAGUACGGCGGCCCGCAUCAUAUCGCCGGCAGCCCCUUCGUGGCCAAAGUGACCGGUUCCCCUCUGGUCAACGUGACGGACGGCAGCGUGUCAUCCACGCUGACGCUGGGAGCGGCACGAGAGAUGUCGGACGCCAGUAAGGUGCUUAGUCGGGGAGCGGGACUCAGCAAGGCUUACGUGGGCCAAAAGAGCAGCUUCUCAGUGGAUUGCAGUAAAGCAGGCAAAAACAUGCUGGUGGUGGGCGUGCACGGUCCACAGGUUCCCUGCGAGGAGGUCUUGAUCAAGCACCUGGGUGAUCUCCACUACAAUGUUAGCUACGUGCUCCGCGAGCGCGGCGACUACGUUCUGGUGGUCAAGUGGGGCGACGACCACAUCCCCGGCUCGCCCUUCCACGUCACCGUUCCCUGACGCGAGUAUUAUUUCCAGCCGUUGACGGCCCUAGACGUUCGAUCCGUUCGAACUGGGAGGGUGGCAGCGAAUGAACGUUCGUUCAUUCGCUGCCACCCUCCCACUUCGAACUGGGAGGGUGGCAGCGAAUGAACGUUCGUUCAUUCGCUGCCACCCUCCCACUUCGAACGGAUCGGACGUCUACUCCCAAUAAACUCCGAUUCGACGUCUUUCAUUGUCAAUGGCGCUCCAAGAAAAAAUAUUUUUGAAAUUCAUUAAUUUUGCACUUGAGCAACGUCGUAACGCUCUGUGCUAAAGACGUAGCAUCUGAAGUGCCCUAAAUGUUGCCAAAAAGCGUUGAAAAAAUGGAUUGUGUACUCUUUUUCAAAAGUUUUGAGACACUUUUUCAUCUGAUUCAAUGGUGAAGUGUCUGAAAACAUUUGACCAAGUGUGUACUAACACACUGUUGGGGUGCACACACUGCUCGGGGUCUUGCGUGUCUCAGUUUUCACAUUUGGCUGAGGAGUGCCCGAUUUAAAAGGCAUCUGUGUUUUUUCAAUGCGCUAGCUUAAAAGUGCCGGAUUAAAAAUAUUUAGUUAUGAGUAUUUUUUUUAAUGUGCCUGUUUGAACACACUUGGUUAAAAUGUGUUUUUGUAUUUUAUAAAAAAUUAAACAUCAAAUUUAAAAUUUUUUAAAAAAUACAUCAAAAUUUUUUAAACAGGCACUUUUAAACGAUCGCAUUUCAUGUGACUCAUCUUUCCAAGCUAACGUUACCAGCUACGGUUGCACAUUUCCCUUUUAAAAAAGUUCAUGUUAUGAACAAAUCUAGUCUUAAAAACAUGUAUUACAAUGUAAUAGAUGCGCUUUUUUAAUCAGGCACUUUUACAGGAGCGCAUUAAAACACCUCAGCUAAUCAGAUAGCGUAAAUGGUAUAACACGCACCAAUUUGUGCACCCUAACAGUUUGUGUAGCAACACUGCCACUACUGAUGUUUAAUGUACUGCUCUGGGAACUCCCACAAUCCUUUGCAGCGCCCUCCGGUGGAGUUCAGUUCUGAUCACGUUGAUUUUUUUUGUUUUUUUUUUGGCUGGGUUUGACUGGAAUGUCGCGCCAACGCUAAGCUGUCACACAUUUUCAUUGUACAUUUGAUCAAUAAAAACUGGAAUUGA
Molecule: messenger RNA, 9340 nt
Organism: Corythoichthys intestinalis (scribbled pipefish)
Lineage: Eukaryota; Metazoa; Chordata; Actinopteri; Syngnathiformes; Syngnathidae
Gene: flnba
Product: filamin B, like
Exons: 47
Coding region: 426-8192 (2588 amino acids)
Biological process (GO): actin cytoskeleton organization
Molecular function (GO): actin filament binding
Source: RefSeq, a predicted model, not a curated record